GCGGGGUUCCGCUUCCCCGGGCCGGGCCUGAAGGCGGCCGGCGGGGAGGCGGGAAGGGAAGGGAGGCGUUGGCCGAGGCCGCUCCUCCUCCUGUUUCUCCUCAGUCCGGGAGCCGCGGUGUGUUUUGUGUGUUUUGUGUGAGGAGAGAGAGAGAGGGUCACGGCUGUGGGGGGCCUCCGGCGCCAUGGCCGCCUGCCCUGAGGGCUUCCUCCGCGCCUUCCUGAGGGACUUCCCGAGGCCGCUGGGCCCCGAGGAGGCCUCGCCCUGGAACCCCCCGACGGGCCGCGGCGGCGGCGGCUCCCUCCACGGGAAUGCACCACCCAUCCUUGCUGCUGCUUUGAUACAUGCUGCAAUUGGUGAUUUACUACAGACUGAUCUUAGUGAGUUUAAAAAGCCCCAUGUGGAAGGAGAGGAAGCUGGCGAUCAUGGGACAUCUUCCUUACUGGAUGGAGGACCUUUGCAGCACAGCUUCUUCAACAAACUCUGGGAUGUUUGCUGCAAGUGGCAGAAGCAGCCGCCAACCCUGAAGCCCCUUGAGCGCUAUCUCCAGAUUUCUGUCCAUGCAACCCGGAAUACCCGCCGGAAAAUGGAGGACAGACAUGUUUCUCUCCCGGAUUUUAAUCAACUUUUUGGCCUGACGGACAAUGUGGACAGAGCUUACUUUGCGGUCUUCGAUGGUCAUGGCGGAAUUGAUGCUGCUAAUUAUGCAGCGACUCAUUUGCAUGUAAAUUUGGCACAUCACAAGGAGAUCCUGAAAAAUCCAGAGGUGGCCUUAAAAGAAUCCUUUGAAAAAACAGAUGAAAUGUUUCUUUUGAAAGCCAAAAGAGAGAAGCUACGGAGCGGUAGCACCGGGGUGGCUGCCUUGAUUGUUGGGAACAAGUUACAUAUCGCUUGGCUUGGCGACUCCCAGGUUAUGCUGGUCCGGGACAGAAAAGCUGUAACCCUGAUGGAACCUCAUAAACCAGAGAGAGAGGAUGAGAGACAACGCAUCGAAGCAUUAGGAGGUUGUGUAACUUACAUGGACUGCUGGCGCGUUAACGGAACCCUGGCUGUUUCCAGAGCUAUUGGUGAUCUGCUUCAAAAGCCUUAUGUUUCUGGCUGUGCCGAUAGUGCCUCCUUUGAACUGACUGGUGCUGAAGAUUACGUGCUUCUAGCCUGUGAUGGAUUCUUUGACGCCAUCCAGCCUUUUGAGGUGGUGGACCAUGUUCUUGAGCACUUAAGGCGAAACAAAGGAGAGGGUCUCAACGCGGCGGAGAGUCUGGUGGCUGCAGCCAAGGAGAGCGGGUCCACUGACAACAUCACUGUUCUGCUGGUGUUUCUAAGGGAGCCCAGAAAUAUCCUGUCCGACGGUCUCGGAGACACAAAAAGCUGCUCUGCCCGAUGACUGCCCAACAGAUUCACGCUUCAACUUUUUCAGCUCUACAGGGAACAAUUUGAAGGGACAGCAGCUGAAAGCGUGACUGUCCGACGGGACUUAAAGCACAACCUCCAAACGUAAGCAGGUUUUGAAAACAAAACUCUUUCACCAUGAGAACCCAGGGUUAUUGUGUGGCAGACAGAAUGCCUGAACCUAAAGUGGCCCAGUGUAUUUAUUAUAACUUGGAUUCUUCCAUAUCUCAGGCCUGUUCUUGGUUCAUCGACUUCAGAUUGUAGGUUGGAGGAAUAGACGAGAACAUUAACACUCUUUCUUCACAUCCCCAGAACCUCUGUGCAGAAAAGUGUUGUAUCUGGGGAAUGAAAGAAUUCUACCCUCUUGAUUUAUACAUGGGAGGACAGUGUUGUUGUUUUUUAAUGGAGGUGGUGGACCAUGUUCUUUUUUUAAUCACUUCAAUCUGAAGUGAUAAAACUCAGUUACAGGUUUAUACACCUGUGUAAGAGCUGCCUUUAACUCUUUGGACGUAGUUUUAAGACUGUCUGUUCACAUCCCUGUGCCUUGGGAGACGGUGAAAGGUACCAAGAUGGGAUCCUCUGGGAUAUUUUUAAAUGACAUUUCAUUUAAAGAGGCUGCGUUUUGGUAUUAUUUAAUUAUAAUGUAUAAUAAGCUAUCACUGCUAUUACAGGAAAUGAAUGGAUUCCUAAGGUUACAUUCAGUAUUAUAUAAAGUAAUAGAAACUGGAACGUUGGCAGUCUUGUUUCCGUGUAAGAGCUGAGGUCCUCUAGUCUCGGUUGCAUACCAAAGAAAAUGCUAGUGAGGAACGUCACUGAUGUAUUGAUAAGGCUUAAGUGAAAAUGAUUAGAUAUUGAAAUGAAAAGACUGUUCAAAAAUAUACCUGCUAAUAGUUAAUCUGCAGCACGGGAAUUUCCUGGGCAGACAUAUCAUUACCUUUGGCUUUGCUUGAGGUAAUUUAAGUGACUGGUAGUAUCCUCUCCACCAAAUGCAUUUCUUUCAUGAACCUUAUUCAUUCCAUGGAGAUGACCUCCUGAUGAGGCAAAUGUUCUACUCCCCUUUCUCCCAGUUGGUUCUGGUUGGUGGUGAAAGAGCAAAGGUAUUUCAGAAUUCAUUAAAAGUCAUGUCUCAGAAAAUGAGUUAUUUCCAGGAAAUGCACAUUCCUAGUGGAACCUCUCUUCUUGGGGGGGAGGCACUGUAUGUGUGUUCGUUAAAAGCUAGUUAAAAGUUUCUGACUUGGUGGCUCUGACUGCAGAAAUGAACUUAACAUGGGAAGUGUCAUAGCGCUAAACUCUGCUCUCGGAACAAACCAAUCCAAAAAAUAAACCUUGUUUUGCAGAAGGGAUGGAAAACCAGUCAUGGAAAAUGUCACUGUAUUAAUGAGAACAAGGAGAAUAUGUGGAUGGCAGAAAUCAGAUGCAUUUAGGGAGAAUGAAUGCUCCUUCUCGAACAGCCCUGGGUUUUCGAGAGAGCAGUAUUCAGUGGGUUUCAGAUUUGUUUGGGUUUUGUUUAGUACCAUGUAUGAAUAGUUUAGCAAACGAACUAAAAAAGUUGUCACCCUGUUUGAGAAGACAACAUUGUUCCAGUUACAUGUACCUCAUGGCAAACUAUUAAGUAUUUAACUGUUUUAAUAUUGUUCUGCAACUGGGGACCUUUGUUUAAAAAAAAGUGUUAUAUUGUCUUGGCAGCUUUAAGUCAAGAUUUAGAUGCACAUAGUAGUUAUUUUCGUCUCUGGUUUAUGGAACUAGCUGUUCUCAAGUGCCAUAUGCCUUCUGUCAAAGAUGGGCAGGCCUGCUGUGUUUUUGUCAGAUUGUAUGGAGGGUGUGUCCCAGCUCCUGCCAACCUAGCAGUUUGAAAGCAUG
Molecule: messenger RNA, 3249 nt
Organism: Pogona vitticeps (central bearded dragon)
Lineage: Eukaryota; Metazoa; Chordata; Lepidosauria; Squamata; Agamidae
Source: RefSeq, a predicted model, not a curated record